Xiphophorus couchianus (Monterrey platyfish) is the source of this 4374-nucleotide messenger RNA. RefSeq names its product cyclin and CBS domain divalent metal cation transport mediator 2b (gene cnnm2b). The record is from RefSeq and is a predicted model, not a curated record. Gene Ontology annotation, biological process: transport; magnesium ion homeostasis. Gene Ontology annotation, cellular component: plasma membrane. The coding region runs from base 462 to 3017 and encodes 851 amino acids. Lineage: Eukaryota; Metazoa; Chordata; Actinopteri; Cyprinodontiformes; Poeciliidae. Gene Ontology annotation, molecular function: magnesium ion transmembrane transporter activity. The transcript is spliced from 8 exons.
UUUACCUUAGGUACACUUACAGAAACUUUUGUUGUUGUUGCUAGAAACAGUCUGAUGCUGACCCAUGUGGCUUAUUUUUUUAUUAAAUCAGCCAGGAGUCGUGCCCUCGAGUGCAGGGUGCAUAAAGAAGCCUGCUUUGACUUCUCUCUGCCUCCAAAGAUGAGCUGCACUUGUUCCGGAAUCUGAUUCGCCAAGGAGGCUGCGGACGCCCCGCCCCCCGGCUCGGCCGCCGCCCCCGAUUGGUCCUUCCCGUCGCCCGUCUUGGGGACAUAGCGAGAGGCACGAGUUGGCCUGUAAGCCUGCGCUGGCUGCUUCUCAGUGUCGGACACGUAGUGGGAAAGAGCAGGUCCCGAUGCACAAGUCACGGCAGCCCUGGGCGGAGAUGAAGGCGGACUCCGACUGGCUCUGAUUUUUCAAAGCCCUUUUCAUUCAGGAGCUUGCUUGCCCAGACGGUCAUCGAUAUGGCAGAUCCAUUAUCCCCGGGACCCAACAUUGCAAAAAUGGCGUCACUUAGCCGGGUCCGAGCUUUGGCGAUGAUUUUCUUAACUGUCACUGGCUGCUGUGUCACCCCGACAAGUGGCAAGGAGGGCUCCGAGGAGACCGUCAUCAUCGGGCUCCGGCUGGAGGACACGGACGACAUUUCCUUCAUGGAUAAAGGCUACCUGCGGGUGAGCGAGCGGUCUCGGGUGAAACUGAGGGUCUACGGGCAGAACAUCAACAACGAGACCUGGUCCAAGAUUGCCUUCACGGAACACGAGCGGAGCCGGGCGGUGGGGGGCUUUGACAGCUCCUCGGGGGAUAACCAGAGCCGGGAGGACUCGUCCGGCUCGCAUCCCUGCGGAAUUAGGACUUCGGAUAUAAUUAUAUUACCCAACAUCAUAUUGAGUCGGAAAACAUCCGGAGUAGUCGAGAUUGAGGUCAAACCCCUGCGGAAGACCGAGAGGAGUAAAGCGUACUACCUUUGCAUCGCCACCUCCACGUCGGCGGUGGCCGGGUUGCACGACCCGUGGACGGAGAACACCUGGAUCUACCACGACGGGGACGACACCAAAGUGAUAGUGGUGGAGGAGAAAAAGUUCCUGCUGCCUUUCUGGCUCCAGGUCAUCUUCAUCUCCAUGCUGCUGUGCCUGUCCGGCAUGUUCAGCGGCUUGAACCUGGGGCUCAUGGCUCUGGAUCCCAUGGAGCUCCAGAUCGUCCAGAACUGCGGCACGGAGAGGGAGAAGAACUACGCCAAGAAGAUCGAGCCGGUCCGGAGCCAGGGGAACUACCUGCUCUGCUCGCUCCUGCUCGGGAACGUGUUGGUGAACACCACGCUGACCAUCCUCCUGGACGACAUCGCCGGCUCCGGGCUCAUCGCGGUGGUCAUGUCCACCAUCGGGAUCGUUAUCUUUGGUGAAAUCGUGCCGCAGGCCAUCUGCUCCAGACACGGCCUGGCCGUGGGGGCAAACACCAUCUUCCUCACCAAGUUCUUCAUGCUGCUCACCUUCCCCGCGUCCUACCCGGUGAGCAAGCUGCUGGAUUACCUGCUCGGACAGGAGAUCGGCACCGUGUACAACAGGGAGAAGCUGCUGGAGAUGCUGCGCGUCACGGACCCCUACAACGACCUGGUGAAGGAGGAGCUGAACAUCAUCCAGGGCGCGCUUGAGCUCCGGACUAAAACCGUGGAGGACGUCAUGACGCCGCUGAGAGAUUGCUUCAUGAUGCCGGGGGACACGAUCCUGGACUUCAACACCAUGGCCGAGAUCAUGAGGAGCGGCUACACGCGCAUCCCGGUGUUCGAGGGCGAGAGGUCCAAUAUAGUGGAUCUGCUGUUUGUCAAGGACCUGGCCUUCGUUGACCCGGAUGAUUGCACGCCGCUCAAAACCAUCACAAAGUUUUACAGCCACUCGCUGCAUUUUGUGUUUAAUGACACCAAGCUGGAUGCGAUGCUGGAGGAGUUUAAAAAAGGAACAUCCCACCUGGCCAUAGUUCAGAGGGUGAACAAUGAAGGCGAGGGAGACCCCUUCUAUGAGGUUCUGGGAAUUGUCACCUUGGAGGACGUUAUUGAAGAAAUAAUCAAGUCAGAGAUCCUGGAUGAGACUGACUUAUACACCGACAACAAGACGAAGAAGAAAAUCACCCAUCGGGACAGGAAGCAGGACUUCUCGGCCUUCAAGCCCACUGACAAUGAAAUGAAGGUUAAAAUAUCACCUCAGCUUCUGCUGGCUGCCCUGCGUUUCCUAGCUACAGAGCUGGAGCCGUUCUUUCCGGCGCAGAUGUCAGAAAAGAUCCUGCUGCGAUUACUGAAACUCCCCAACGUCAUCCAGGAGCUGAAAUAUGACGCGAAUAACAAGCGGGCAACAGGGCACUACCUCUACCACAGGAACAAGCCUGUGGAUUAUUUCAUCCUGGUCCUGCAGGGGAAAGUGGAAGUGGAGGCAGGAAAAGAGGAGAUGAAGUUUGAAGCAGGACCGUUCUCCUUCUACGGGAUGAUGGCUCUAACAGCGCCACCUGUGCCGCUGUCUCUGUCUCGUACAUUCACCGUCAGUAGGGCAGAAUCAUUAGCGGGAUCUCCAGAGAACAAGUCUCCUCCGCGCUCGUUUGGCCUGAACCACUCAGACUCUCUGAACAGGAGUGAUCGCAUAGAGGCCAUCACACCGACGCUGGGCAACAGCAACAACCAGCUCAACUCCUUGCUUCAUAUGUACGUCCCAGAUUAUUCUGUCAGAGCGAGGUCGGACCUGCGGUACAUCAAGGUAACGCGCCAGCAGUACCACAAUGCCGUAAUGGCGUCACGGAUGGACAAGACCCCCCAGUCCACAGACAGCGAGCUCACCAAGAUCGAGCUCACGCUGACAGAGUUCCACGACGGCGUGGAGAUCCCGGCCAUUGUCACCACCACGGCCAGCACCACGAGCACCUCCCCCGCCGUGGCCGUCGCCACGGCCAACGAGACGUCCCACCUGCUGAACCAGCAGCAGAACUGUGUGGGCCUGAGCCGGAGCAACCACAGCGCCCACAACGAGGGACACAUGUAGCCCUCAACCUCCCGCUGCGGCCGGUGGAGACCCUCCACCUUGUCCCCUGGACACGCAUGGAGCAGUGGUGUUAGGUGAAGAGGGAAAGUGGGCGGGAAUCAGGGUUCUGCUCCAACCUGAAGCCCCAGUUCAGUCAGUGAGACCUUUCCACUGUAGGUGUCGAUGGCAGCAGCGGGGACGAUGGGUCACCAGAACCCCCCCGCUGCACUGACAGGACCAGUGAAACAAGUUUUUCAACGGACUGGAGGACGACGGAGUGCAGGUCCGCUCGCAACAUAAUGCAAAGCUCGCUGGACUUUCUCCUCAGGCCAAAGACUUUGGUCCCGCCCCCAUCCCGCCAUCCUCCUCCGUCCCGUCACACUGAAACAAACCCUCCGCUCCGGUGCUUCCUGCAGGGAGGCUCAGGCGACUGCUGGUCCAAUCAGACUCACACACAGAGCAACGGUUCGUCACAGACUGCACCAAAACAAACCGCUAAACCGAGAACCAAGAAUGUUUUUUUUCUUGUAUUUAUUUAUUUUAUAAUAUUGUUUGUAUAUAUGUACACGUGGAGAAGUGAAAAAUAAACUAAGAGCAUGCAUCCACAGAACAUGCUACAUAUAUGAACACCCACUCGUACUUGAGGAGGUGAGAGUCUUUUACAGAAACACUAUUAGAUCUUAUUAUUUUUACUAUUAUCCUAAAUCAGGCUUAUAGUAUAUUUUUCACCUUUUAAAGGAAAAAAAAAAUCACACUAUUGCCUUGGAGAGAAAUUCUAUAAUUAGUUACUUUAACAAAGUGCAAUGAACAAUGAUUUAUUUAAGAGAUGAUUAUAAAAGAAGAUAAUUCAGUGUAUUCUAAGUUGGCAGAUGUAUUUGUAUGUUUGUGCUGUGUGCACAUUUGUUUUUGAGACGUGCUCAGCUGCGUCUCUUCCUCUUUGUCUCCGUCGCGUUUUUGACCUCAAGCACGUCCGGCUCAAGUGACGCCUUCACCAGUUACUGCAGCGUAGUUUGGGUGGGGAGGGGGCGACAGUGCCAACCAACAAAGGUAUCUAUGCAUGUGAGGUUAAAGUGUUUUUAUGCCUUUAGUUCAAUCAAAUGUGAGAACUGCACAGUAUUAAUGACCUCGUUCUAACACGUCAGAAAGAGCAACCUUGACUUUAAAUGAUGCACAGCUAAUGCUUCUCCACUGUUUUGCUUAUAAAUAUGUCUGUUUUUUUAUUCCUUUUUUUUUUAGCUGAUUUGGACACCAGGCUGUCUCAUUGUUUUGGCUUCCCUGCAGAUUGCAGUUAAUAACCCGAGCUUAAUAGUUAUUGAGUCGAUCCGAUUUUAAGAUGUUCUUCAACAAUGCUGGCUGCUAUUAAAGAGACAUAUUUAUA